AUGCGCUGUCCUGUUCCCAGUGUGACCCAAGUCACAGACAUAGUCUGGUAUAACACAUGGUUGAAUGAUCUAAAGGUGGAGAGGAUAUAUUACAACACACUGACCUGUAGCACCACCUGUACUCUGACUGGUAACCCCACAUACAUCUGGUACAAGAACAGACAACUUCUGGACGAGAGCACCUCCCCCAGUACAAAGACCCAGUCUCCAGUAACUAUGGCGAUAGUUACUCCUGUGCUAUAUCCUGUUGGAGAUGGAUCCUACUUCUGUGUCAGAGGGGAGAGAGUCACACUGAGAUGUAGAACCCAAUGUAUAGUCGGUCUCAACCCCACCUACAUCUGGUACAAGAACGGACAAAGUCUGACCAACCCAGUCACCAGUUAUAACAGCCUGAUCCUAGACCCAGUCACCAGUUAUAACAGUCUGAUCCUAGACCCAGUCAGCAGUGAGGAUGCAGGGAACUACUCCUGUGCUGUAGAAGGCUUAGAGAGAAUCCUCUCUCCAGAAGAGACUCUCACUGUCAGAUACGGCCCAAAGAACACCUCAGUGUCAGUCAGUCCCUCUGGUGAAAUAGUGGAGGGCAGUUCAGUGACUCUGACCUGCAGCAGUGAUGCCAACCCACCUGUGGACAAAUACACCUGGUACAAGAAGAACGUAACCUCACCAAAAGCAUCAGGACAGAGUUACAACAUCACUAACAUCAGCUCUGAGGACAGAGGAGAAUAUUACUGUGAGGCCCAGAAUGGAAGAGGAUCUAUGAACUCUUCAGCUCUGAUGAUCAUUGUAGCAGGGAAACAAACAUCAGUUCUGACUGCAGCUGUAGGAAUCAUAGUGGUUGUUCUGGUUCUCAUCCUCUGUCUCUCUGGACUCAUGUGGUUCAGGAAGAAGAACUCCACCUCCACCUCCAACACAAGAGACACAGCAGAUGAUGGACAGGGAGACUCUAGUCCAGUGUAUGACAACAUCUCAAACAUGGCCAUGAACUCUACUGCAGCACAGACAGAGUCCACAUACGACCAGGAUGAUGUUCACUACGCCAGCGUCCACUUCUCUCGCUCCAAAACCAGGAAGUGCCUCUGUACUCCACCGUCCAGCUGCUUCAGCCCCAGAAACAGGAUGAGGAUGUCCAGUACGCUGCUGUGAAAUUCAACCUCCCCAGUGCUGCCACCUGACCAGCAGCAGCACAAGCAGCUGAGGUGGAUGCCUCUGAGAUCUACAGUACAGUCAACGAACCCAGAACCAAGAAGACCUGAACAUAACAAACCCAGAAACAAGAAGACAUGAACACAAAGUCCCAGAACCACAAACCCAGAACCAGGAAGAACUGAACACAACAAACCCAGAACCAAGAAGACCUGAACACAACAAACCCAGAAACAAGAAGACAUGAACAGAACAAGUUUGACAAAAAUAUAAAUAUAAAUAUAAAUAUAAAUAAAACCUUGUAUCGGGGUUUGUGGUAUGUGGCCAAUAUACCACGGCUAAGGGCUGUAUCCAAGUACUCAGUGUUGCGUUGUGCAUAAGAACAGCCCUUAGCCAUGGUAUAUUGGCCAUAUACCACACCUCCUCAGGCCUUAUUGCUUAAGUUUAUAAUAGCAAUAACAAACUUCAGGGGUUUGUGGUAUAUGGACAAUAUACUGUACCACGGCUAAGGGCUGUUCUUGAGUGAAUAUGCCGUGGUAUAUUGACCAUAUACUGCAAUCCCCUGAGGUACCUUAUUGCUAUUAUAAACUGGUUACCAACAUAAAUUGAACAGUAAACAAGUAUUUUUGCAUCAUACCUGUGGUAUAUUGUCUGAUAUACAGUAUACACUUCUGAAAUGCUGCUUCAGCCAAUCAGCAUCUAUGACCCAAACCACCCAGUUUAUAAUACUAUGUAAUAAUAUUUUCCAUCCAGCAGACACUUUUAUCCAAAUUCACUCAGUCAUUACAGUCAUGUUCAAAUACAUGUAUCGUAUGUGUAGUCCCAGCAGUGUCACGCUCGUUAAAAUGGACGGUCCAAGGCACAGUGUGAGUUGUGUUAAACCAAAAACAAGAAACAUACCACGACCGUGAACUACGUGGUGCUGAAUGCACUCACACAAAACAGGUGGAAACAGGGAACCUUUAAGUAUGAUCCCCAAUUAGAGACAACAAACAUCAGCUGUCUCUAAUUUGGAACCAUACUAAGAGCACCAACAUAUAAAUUAAAAGACUAUAGAACACCCCUUAGUCAUUCCCUGACCUACAACACCACAGAGAACCAAGGGCUCUCUAUGGUCAGGCGUGACAAGCAGGAAUUGAACCCAUGCACCAUGCUGUACAAACUGGGCCACAGAACUACUCUAUUCACACUUAGAGUAGGAGUUCGGAUCUAGGGUCAGUUUUGUCUUUUAAACUAUGAUGAAUAAGUAGGACCUUAACAUUUUUUAAAUUAUUAUUGUAAAACAUUUCUGCUUACAGCAUCUUUUUCCCAAAAUGUUGUAUUUCUGAAGUAGACAACCUCAAGGUCCAGUUGUAUUUUAUAUAACUAUAUGUUUGUAUGUUAUAUUUCUGAAGUAGACAACCUCAAGGUCCAGUUGUAUUUUAUAUAACUAUAUGUUUGUAUGUUAUAUUUAUGAAGUAGGCAACCUCAAGGUCCAGUUGUAUUUUAUAUAACUAUAUAUGUUUGUAUGUUAUAUUUCUGAAGUAGACAACCUCAAGCUCCAGUUGUAUUUUAUAUAACUAUAUAUGUCUGUAUGUUAUAUUUCUGAAGUAGAUAACCUCAAGCUCCAGUUGUAUUUUAUAUAACUAUAUAUGUCUGUAUGUUAUAUUUCUGAAGUAGACAACCUCAAGGUCCAGUUGUAUUUUAUAUAACUAUAUAUGUUUGUAUGUUAUAUUUCUGAAGUAGACAACCUCAAGGUCCAGUUGUAUUUUAUAUAACUAUAUAUGUUUGUAUGUUAUAUUUCUGAAGUAGAUAACCUCAAGGUCCAGUUGUAUUUUAUAUAACUAUAUAUGUCUGUAUGUUAUAUUUCUGAAGUAGACAACCUCAAGGUCCAGUUGUAUUUUAUAUAACUAUAUAUGUUUGUAUGUUAUAUUUCUGAAGUAGAUAACCUCAAGGUCCAGUUGUAUUUUAUAUAACUAUAUAUGUCUGUAUGUUAUAUUUCUGAAGUAGACAACCUCAAGGUCCAGUUGUAUUUUAUAUAACUAUAUAUGUUUGUAUGUUAUAUUUCUGAAGUAGAUAACCUCAAGGUCCAGUUGUAUUUUAUAUAACUAUAUAUGUUUGUAUGUUAUAUUUCUGAAACAAUCAUCAGACUUGUGAGACUAAAUGCUGUAUGAAGCUUAGAACCAGAAAGUCAUUAUAUCUGCUUCUAUUAUAUUGUAUUACUUCACAUGCUACUAUUAGAUGAUACACCUAGUAUACGUUUGGUAGAUUUGUUUGUUUUUAUGUCCAGGAAAGAGUUCUGCUUGAUGCAACGUUUCUUAUCGCUUUAUCAAAUGUUGUUUUUUUAAGCUGGUGUGUGAAGUGUGACUUUAAUGAAUAAAUUUCAUCGUCAUUGUU
Molecule: messenger RNA, 3519 nt
Organism: Oncorhynchus keta (chum salmon)
Lineage: Eukaryota; Metazoa; Chordata; Actinopteri; Salmoniformes; Salmonidae
Product: sialoadhesin-like
Exons: 8
Coding region: 1-1143 (380 amino acids)
Source: RefSeq, a predicted model, not a curated record